This is a messenger RNA of Strongylocentrotus purpuratus (purple sea urchin), 2579 nucleotides long. RefSeq names its product long-chain specific acyl-CoA dehydrogenase, mitochondrial-like. The coding region runs from base 32 to 1363 and encodes 443 amino acids. The transcript is spliced from 9 exons. Gene Ontology annotation, molecular function: flavin adenine dinucleotide binding; acyl-CoA dehydrogenase activity. The record is from RefSeq and is a predicted model, not a curated record. NCBI's taxonomy places the organism in Eukaryota, Metazoa, Echinodermata, Echinoidea, Camarodonta, Strongylocentrotidae.
CCACAAACUUUUAGUACCAGCCCAGACAACCAUGGCAAUGUUGCGAUCUUUGAGUAAUUUGGCAAAAUUUACAGCCAAAAAUGGAGUCUUCAAACCAACCUGCUUCCAAGGGUCAAGGUUAUGUUCCGCAGCUGCUGCAGAAGAUGACACGGGUACCACAUUCAACAGCGACAGGCCUCUGAUUGGUCAGGCUGAGACCAUGAUGGACAUUGGAACCAGGCCUAUCUUCAGUGAGGAACAUGACAUGUUCAGGACCAGUGUCAGGAGAUUCUUUCAAGAGGAAGUAGCCCCGAACCAGGACAGGUAUGAAAAACAGAGGAUGGUGGAUAAGGAGUUGUGGGAAGCUAUGGGAUCAGCUGGACUGCUUGGUGUAGAUAUCCCUGAGUCACAGGGAGGAAUUGGAGGAGAUCUGCUCAUGACAUCUAUUGUCUGGGAAGAACAAGCUUAUGUAAAUUCAGCUGGGACAGCCUUUCCUAUGCACAGUGACAUUGUCAUGCCCUACAUCAGUCAUUAUGGUACCCCAGAGCAGAUUGAGAAGUUCAUACCAGCCAUGACAGCUGGAACCAAAGUGGGUGCCUUGGCAAUGACAGAACCAGCAGCUGGAAGUGAUCUACAGGGCAUCAAGACCUCAGCCAAGAAAGAUGGGGAUGACUACAUCCUUAAUGGAAGCAAGGUAUUCAUCACCAAUGGUUGCCUGUCUGAUGUGGUGGUGGUUGUAGCCAUCACAGAUCUGAACGCUAAGAAGAAAGCUCAUGGCAUCAGUCUUUUCUUGGUUGAAGCCGGUAUGCCAGGGUUCACCAAGGGGAAGCCACUGGAGAAGGUCGGACAGAAGUCUGUGGAUACUUGUGAGCUGUUCUUUGAAGAUGUACGCCUCCCAGCCAGUGCGUUGCUGGGUAAGGAGAACCAAGGCUUCUACAUGCUGAUGAACCAGCUUCCUAGAGAGAGGCUUAUCAUUGGAGUAGGAUGCCAGGCCCAUACUGAGUUCAUGUUUGAAGAAACAAGGAACUAUGUCAGGCAGCGUAAGGCGUUUGGCAAGACUCUGGGAAACAUCCAGACAAUCCAACACAAGCUAGCCGAGCUGAAGACUUUGAUCUGCAUCGGAAGAAGCUUCCAGGAUGACUGCCUUAGACUGGAAUCGGAAGGCAAAUUGGACACAUACACUGCAUCAAUGUCAAAGUACUGGGGCUCUGAUGUCAUCAACAAGGUAGCAACGGAAUGCCUUCAGCUCCACGGUGGAUGGGGUUACAUGUGGGAGUACCCCAUCGCUAGGGCCUUCUGUGAUGCUCGAGUGGGUGCCAUCUAUGGAGGUAGCAAUGAGAUCAUGAAGGAACUUAUCUACAGACCCAUCGUAGCCUCUAACUAAACUGAGUGGCGUGCACCUUGCAAGAUGUGCCCCAGAGUCUUUCCUGUCUUAAGUUAAUAUUAACUCAUUCCCAAUGCAAACCUUUAUAGUGUAUAGGGAAUGAUAUGCUACUUUUAUGAAAGAAAAUGAUAAAUUAAACAAAUCCCCUAAAUGUAAAUUGGGUAACUAAAAUCAGUUGUAGCAUUCAAUGUGAUGACAUUUAAACAAUAUUGAAUAUUAUAACUAUAUCUUACAAAAAAUAUAUCUAGAUGAAACAAUAUGUAAAUAAUAUGUCCAAAACUUGCUUAAGGCAUAUUAGCCAAGUGAUUUAUUAAUGUUGCUCAAAUUAUUUACGCUCUCCAAGUCUUGGACUUGUAGCUAUAUCAAGCCAAUAUGUGAAAUCUGAACAGGUUUGUAAGAAGUCAUGUACAUAGGUUUCCUAUGAUCUUAAUUUGAAUUUGAAAGUGAAUUUGGUAGGCACCAUAUUUUGAAUAAAUAACAAUGAGUGGUUUUGAGUAUCAAAGGACAGUAGAAGCUUCUGUAUUGAUUACUUCACAAUGGGUUAUAACAUCUUGUAUCAGGAUUUAUAGUGCAAUGAGUGUUUCAACGUGACCAAAGAUAUAAAUGACACUCAUUUGAUGUGACAGAAUUGUUCUAGUUUGGUCUUUUUUCUCUCUUUUUUUUACGCUGGUGUUUUUUAUGCUGUUCUUUUCUUCUAUUUUUGCAGCUUGUAGCAAGCCAUCAUAUUGCUUUGUUACACAAUGAUUAAUUAUUAAUACUAAAACUCUUAGUACUUGCUAUAUAAGGUAAUUGUAGUAUAAAUUACAUUGAACAAACAUUAUCUUAGGAUUUACCUUAAAGUAUGGUAACAUAGCAACAGUCCUCUCUCCACCAUGUGGGAGGGUUCUUGAGAGUAUGUUUCAAGUGAUUUACAUUCAUUUCAUUUAGAUUCUUCUUUUUUUCCUUUAUUGCAACAUGUCAGUUGUCAAUGAUGAAUUGUAUCACAAUCCUGACAUAUUAACAAGACAUUUAAACUUAUGAUUUGGACUAUUAACACUCUUAUUUAAGGUGCCAUUCAUCUUCAAUUCUGUUGAUUCUGUCGAUGGGACUGAGAAAAACGUAAUUAACCAAACGUUAUUAAAUCACAUGUGGUAGAAAUAAUUGUUUUCUUCUAGUAUUCUAACAAUUCCUUAUCCUGAAAAUAUAUAUAUUUAUGCUUCACUUUCUCUUCAUUCUA